Messenger RNA from Syngnathus acus (greater pipefish), 4525 nucleotides. It is a transcript of the gene ipo11, whose product is annotated as importin 11. The record is from RefSeq and is a predicted model, not a curated record. The coding region runs from base 144 to 3074 and encodes 976 amino acids. Gene Ontology annotation, biological process: protein import into nucleus. Gene Ontology annotation, cellular component: nuclear envelope; cytosol. Gene Ontology annotation, molecular function: small GTPase binding. Lineage: Eukaryota; Metazoa; Chordata; Actinopteri; Syngnathiformes; Syngnathidae. The transcript is spliced from 30 exons.
GCCGCGUUGUGGAGCUGGCGCCAUUCUAACAAGCGUGUGUCCCCCCAUCUCCCUGCCGGAGUACCACUAAACACAGCUUUACUUGCAAUUUACCUACUUCUGUAUUUUCUCAUCUGCAGUCAAUCUUUUAGGUAUAUCCAGCUAUGGAUAUAGACGGUGCCAGUUCGGUGGUGCUGAAGACGUUAACCCAAGCCACCAGUCAAGACACGGCUGUGCUGAAGCCCGCCGAGGAGCAGCUCAGACAAUGGGAGACGCAGCCGGGCUUCUACUCUGUCCUCUUGAACAUCUUCAAUAACCAUAUGCUGGAUGUGAACGUGAGAUGGCUGGCAGUACUCUACUUCAAAAACGGCAUUGACAGAUACUGGAGAAGAGUGGCCCCUAACGCUUUAUCAGAGGAGGAGAAGACCACGUUACGUGCUGGUCUCAUCACAAACUUCAACGAGCCUGUCAAUCAGAUAGCGACCCAGAUCGCGGUGCUGAUAGCCAAGGUAGCCCGGCUGGACUGCCCCCGGCAGUGGCCAGAGCUCAUCCCCAUUCUGCUGGAGUCUGUCGUCAAGGGCCAGGAUGCCCUGCAGCAGCACAGAGCGCUGCUCACCUUCUAUCACGUUACCAAAACACUUUCGUCCAAACGUCUGGCACAGGACAAACGGCUGUUUCAGGACUUGGCGUCGGGCAUUUACAGCUUUGCCUGUUCCAUGUGGAGCCACCACACGGACCUCUUCCUCCAGCAGAUUUGUGCCCGUGACGAGACGGCGGCGAUGGCAUCGCUGGAGAGAACACUGCUGUCGCUUAAAGUACUACGCAAGUUGACCGUCCAUGGAUUCCAAGAGCCACAGCAGAAUAUGGAAGUGAUGGGUUUCCUGAAUGCAGUGUUUGAAAGGCUAAAACAAUUCCUGGACUGCUGUCGACAAAUCGAUACAGGCAGCACUUGUAGGGAAAAGCUGGAAAAGACGAUCAUACUCUACACCAAAGUUUUGUUGGAUUUCUUGGAGUGCCACCCAUGUGCAUUUAUACCUCUAAUCCAGUGCUCGCUGGAAUUCGCCGUGAGCUACGUGUUCACGCCCGUCGGAGAAGGCGUCACCUUCGAACGCUUCAUCGUCCAAUGCAUGAACCUCAUCAAGAUGAUUGUUAAGAACGACGCCUAUAAACCUGCCAAAAAUAUUGAAGACAGUAAACCAGAAAGUCUGGAAGCUCACAAGAUCAAGACUGCUUUCUUCACACACCCCACACUGACUGAGAUCGGACGACGACUUGUCUCCCACUAUUUCCUUCUCACGGAAGAAGAGCUGACCAUGUGGGAAGAGGAUCCGGAGAGUUUUGCUGUUGAGGAAACAGGAGGCGACUCUUGGAAAUACAGUUUGAGGCCCUGUACAGAAGUGUUGUUUUUGGACAUCUUCCACAACUACGGCCAGACCUUGACGCCUGUGCUCCUGGAUAUGGUUCAGAAUCUCCACGGCCCAAUCAAUGUGGAAAAUCCUGUUGAGCUGUUAAUGAAGGACGCAGUGUUCAACGCAGUAGGCCUGGCUGCCUUUGAGCUUUUUGACAACGUGGACUUUGAUCAAUGGUUCAAGAAUCAGCUUCUCGGGGAGCUGCAAGUCAGCCAUCACAGGUACAAGCUGAUUCGUCGAAGGGUCAUUUGGCUAAUAGGCCAGUGGAUCUCCGUCAAAUUCAAAUCGGACCUUCGCCCUUUACUCUACGAGGUCAUCCUCAGUCUCAUGCAGGAUCCGGAUUUAGUGGUGCGAAUUGAGACAGCCACAACUCUGAAGCUCACUGUCGAUGACUUUGAGUUCCGGACAGAGCAGUUCCUCCCCUACUUGGAGUCCAUCUUUGGGCUGCUCUUCCAGCUGUUGCAGCAGGUGACCGAGUGUGACACCAAAAUGCAGGUGCUCCACGUCAUCUCCUGCGUUAUUGAACGAGUCAACACACAGAUCAAACCAUAUGUAGGUUGUCUGGUGCAGUACCUGCCCCUGCUUUGGAAGCAAUCGGAAGAACACAACAUGCUACGAUGUGCCAUACUUACUACUCUUGUUCACCUUGUGCAGGGCCUUGGUGCGGAGAGCAAGAACCUGUAUCCCUUCCUUCUUCCUGUCAUCCAGCUAAGCACAGACGUCUCCCAGCCACCUCAUGUGUAUCUGCUGGAGGAUGGAUUGGAGCUUUGGUACGUGACUUUGGAGAACAGUCCAGCCAUCACCCCUGAGCUGCUCAGAAUUUUCCAGAACAUGUCAGCUCUACUUGAGUUGAGCACAGAGAAUCUGCGCACGUGCUACCAGAUUGUCAAUGCCUACCUAUACUUGUCUCCAACGGAGUUUCUUCAGAACUAUGCCGAAUCCUUAUGCCAGUCCUUCUGUGAUCUGCUGAAAGACAUCACGAACGAGGGACAGGUCCAAGUUCUGAAGGUAGUAGAAAUAGCUUUAAAGGUUAGCCCCAUACUGGGUGCCCACAUGUUCCAAUCCCUGCUGCCAGCUGUCCUCAGAGGUGUUGUGAAUGGCGAGAGAUACCCUGUGGUGAUGUCCACCUACUUGGGCAUCAUGGGCCGCAUCUUGUUGCAGAACUCCAGCUUCUUCUCAUCGCUGCUCACUCAGAUGGCGUCCGAGUUGGGUCAGGAGAUUGACCAGUUGUUAGGCAGUGUGAUUGAGAUGUGGGUGGACCGCAUGGACAACAUCACGCAGCCUGAAAGGAGGAAGCUUUCCUCUUUGGCCCUGCUUUCCCUUUUACCAUCUGACAACAGCGUGAUCCAAGACAAGUUUUGCGGGAUUGUCAACGUCUCCGUCGAGUCUUUGCAUGACGUGAUGACGGAAGAUCCCGAGACGAGCACCUACAAAGACUGCAUGCUGAUGAGCCACUUUGAGGAGCCCAAGCUGAGUGACGACGAGGAGCCGCCGACCGAACAGGACAAGAGAAAGAAACGAUUGGCCCUGGAGGACCCCGUGCACAGUGUCUCACUUCAACAGUUUGUUUAUGAGAAGCUGAAGGCUCAGCAGACCCUUCUAGGGGACCAGAGCUUCAGCGGCCUCAUGGAGACCGUGGACACGGAGCUCGUAAAGCAACUCCAGGAGUUCCUGCAAGGUUUCUGAACCACAUCCACAGUCCUUCACCACCGUUCACAACACACGGCUGCCGUUUAAUUCUCGACGCCUUCUUUCCUUUCAAGAAAAGAUACCCGACCCAACAAUCCGAAUCUUCCCAAACGCUGCCCAUGUUAUGCCUUAUCUAUAUUCAGAACGAGCUUUGCCCAUUCCCCCGCUAACGCCUCACAUUGCUCCGUUAAAAAACUCGAUUGCUUUAUAUUUCUUUUAUAAAAACAAAAAACAAAUAUAGGCCAUGUCUGUAUUUACCGUGAUUUUGUAAAACAUCAGCUCGCUCGAGCUUCCACUCAUCUUCUCAACUUGCCGUUUCUUCCGUUUGUGUGGUUUCGAAUUGGAAUGAGUGGAAGUGUACUAACCAAAAAUCGUUUGCGUGCAAGGGACUGUUCAAAGGAAUAUUCCACAGACUGGAGCCGAACCGAAAGGAAACCAGAAGGACUUGUAACAGUGUUUACAAAAUCUAUUCUUAAAAAAAAAAAAAAAUAACUAGCCAAAAAAAAAAAAAGAAAUGUAAUUUUUGUAUGUAUGUAAAGUACGGACAAUAAUCUGCAUGGCUAUUUUAGUUUGUUUUUACUUUUGCAUUACCCCCCCACCCCUCCCUCCAUGUUUUAAAGUGAUGUUGUCAUAACCAGAGGUCAAGUUGAAGUAACUACUGAGGUUGAAUUUCUUUUCUUUUUUUUGGUUAUGUUCUCGUCUUGAAAAUUGGUGAUGUUUCCUUUUUUCAAGCCAUUGAUUCGAAUGUGGAACCACAUUAUGUAUAUAUAUAUAUAUAUAUAUAUAUAUGUGUACUGCUGCUAAUUGUGGGCGUGUCGGAGCACUUUAAUAACCAAAAACUUCCUUCUCAUCACUGCUACGUGUUCCUCAACACAAUGACUAUCAGCAGGAUGCCUUCACUUAAGAGUCAUACUUUUUUUGUCAAAUUAAUGUGCCAGUACCUUAUUUUGACUUUUAUUUGCCCACUCCUUGUGAGAAUAUAUUUGAUUUAGUAGUGGAACCAGUAUUCAGUACAGUUUAAUUUCAUUCAUUGAUCAACAUAUAUUAAGUCUUUAAAUGUUUUUUGAACUCCGAAACUGAAAGCGAUUGUGUGGAAAAUUGGAGUUCAUAAGGGAACUUUGGUUGAGCAUAAUAAUUAAAUUAGGUGAGAGUUCUAUUUUAUUGCGUAAUAGUUUUAGUUUUACACAAGAUGGAUAUAAACAUGCAGCCUACUCCCCGCCUUGCGGCCUCUAGCUUAAAACACGGCUCUUCUUUUUUCAAAGUGUGUUUCUUGAUUCCGUUAACACUAGAUUAUCUCUCUGCUCGUAUUAUGUUACUAGGACAACUUUGCUUUUGAAUUUUGUUUGUGUUUUGUUGGGAAGGGGAGGGGAAAAAAACACAAAAUAAAAUGAUCCUUAUUUACCCCUUAUGCUUUCAAUAAAAUGCAGUUGUUCAGUCCAAAAGUUAAA